Telopea speciosissima is the source of this 1634-nucleotide messenger RNA. RefSeq names its product nuclear transport factor 2-like. Gene Ontology annotation, molecular function: mRNA binding. The coding region runs from base 160 to 1590 and encodes 476 amino acids. Lineage: Eukaryota; Viridiplantae; Streptophyta; Magnoliopsida; Proteales; Proteaceae. The record is from RefSeq and is a predicted model, not a curated record. Gene Ontology annotation, cellular component: ribonucleoprotein complex; cytosol. The transcript is spliced from 9 exons.
AGAGAAAGGAACGAAUUUUUUCUCUCUUUGUUUAUGGGUCAUAAAAAUCUGGUAGCUUUUGGUUUUUCAGUUUAUCCGAAGCAUUGCACGUCGAGGGUUUCGCUUGGGGGUUGCUAGGGUUUCACGAAUUUUUUGUGCUACAUGUUUCUCUAGAGAGAAAUGAUGUCGACUCUGCUUCACACCCCUGUCAGUGCUGUUGAGGUUGGAUCUUACUUCGUUGGCCAGUAUUAUCAGCUUCUUAAACAAUCGCCGGAUUUUGCUCAUCAGUUCUAUACGGAUACAAGUUCAGUGCUUCAUGUUGAUGGGAAUACUAGCGAGUUGGCAACAUCAAUGCUGCAAAUCCAUACGCUUAUCAUGUCACUCAAUUUUACUGAAAUUGAGGUCAAAACAGUACAUUCUCUGAACUCAUGGGAGGGAGGAGUUCUCGUUAAGGUUUCAGGUUGUGUGCGAACCAAGGAUUUCAGUGGUGGGAGGAAAUUUGUACAGACCUUUUUCCUUGCUCCUCAGGAGAAAGGCUUCUUUGUUCUCAAUGAUAUCUUUCUCUUCCUUGACGAGGAACAGAUUCACCAGCACCCGACAGCUAUGCUGGCUCAGAACAAUUUUGAUUCUAAACUAAAUGCAUCUAGUCCUAUUCUGGAGCCAGCUUCAGACUAUUUGCUCAGGGAAGAAAUUCAGGCUGCAAAUUUCGUGGCAGCAGUUCAUUUGGAAGAAAGUGAUCCAGUUGACAAGUACAGUCCUCCAGAAGUUCAGCUGCAGCAAGUCUCUGAAGCAGAAUACAUAGUGGAUGAAACUGCACUGGAAGGGAUGACAGGUUCAUUUCGAAGUGCAAUGAACUCUGUCCGAGAUUUUCCUGUCCCAAUUGAGGAACCUGUUGGAAAGCCUCUGAAGAAGACUUAUGCCUCUAUUUUACGGGUUGCAAAAGGGCAAUCUGUUUCAUCAGUGGCUCCUCCGCCAUCUUUAAACAAAGGCACGACACCUACUUUAGAAUGGAAUCCUGCAGGACACCUGAAUUAUUCACAGUCCUACCCUUCAUCAACAAAUGUUCCUGAAAAGUCUGGUGCAGAAGCAACAGAUGAAGUGACUGCCAUAGAAGAAGCAGGUGAAGUGAGAUCCGUCUAUGUGAGGAACUUGCCCACUACCAUUGCUGCUUCUGACAUUGACCAGGAGUUUAAGAACUUUGGUAGAAUCAGGCCUGACGGGGUGGCCAUCAGACACCGCAAGGAAUUUGGUGUGUGCUAUGCAUUUGUUGAAUUUGAAGAUGCCUUCGGUGUUCAAAAUGCAAUUCAGGCAUCUCCAAUACAGCUUGGUGGGAGACAAAUACACAUUGAGGAGCGGAGAGCAAACAGCAACAGCAUAUAUCGAGGAAGAAGGGGAAGAGAGCGGAACAGCCAUCAGACAGAGGCCCCAAGGGGGCGUUUUGGUGGUCGGAAUUUUGGCUGGGGAAGUGGCCAAGAUGGUGCUGAGAGGGACUAUGACAACAGUCCUCGAGGUAAUGGUUUCCAUCAGCGAGGUCCAAGACCAGACAGAGGGGCAUUGGCACACCAAGUAUCAAGAAAUGGGCAGAACCCAAUAGAGCCAGCCACUUAUUAAUUUUCCAGCAGCGGGAAAGGUUUUUCUGGUAGUAAAAUUUUCGU